Molecule: messenger RNA, 2088 nt
Organism: Pristis pectinata (smalltooth sawfish)
Lineage: Eukaryota; Metazoa; Chordata; Chondrichthyes; Rhinopristiformes; Pristidae
Product: homeobox protein Hox-D8
Exons: 2
Coding region: 389-1111 (240 amino acids)
Biological process (GO): regulation of transcription by RNA polymerase II
Cellular component (GO): nucleus
Molecular function (GO): RNA polymerase II transcription regulatory region sequence-specific DNA binding; DNA-binding transcription factor activity, RNA polymerase II-specific
Source: RefSeq, a predicted model, not a curated record
UGCGGCCCGCCUAAUUGUAAUGAGAGGGUGCUGAAUAUAUUAAUCCGCAUGUUAUCUUUUUUCCCCGAUCUGUAUGCCCUCUACUUUUUAAAAAAUAUCAUUUCUCAGCACAGACGUGUUGUCCGCGAAGGCAGUUACUGUAAACGACAAUCAAAGAUCUCUUCAGCUGGCUUACAACUGAGCUGCCGUUUCAAAGUGAAGCAGUCAAAGCAGUGAGGCAGUGGUGCACCUACAGUAUUAGCGAGUAUGUUCCACGGGGCAUCAGUGCACACUGGACCUGCAUUGCCAUCAUGAACACUGUGUAGACCGGGCAAACCAAUAACAUCACUCCAGAACUGUUUAACAUUUAUUUUGUUUAUAUUCAUUGGCCAUUCUAGAGUCUGCACCGAUGAGUUCAUAUUUUGUAAAUCCAUUCUACUCCAAGUACAAGCCAGGAGAAGCCCUAAGUCCCACUUACUACGACUGCCGGUUUCCACAGGACGUGACUAGCAGACACGCUGUGGUCUAUGGUCCCAGCAGCGGCGCGAGCUUCCAGCACCCAGCUCAAGUUCAAGAAUUUUACCAUCAUGGGACACCAGCACUUCCUAAUACUGGCUUUCAACAGAAUCCUUGUGGAAUUACGUGUCAUGGUGACCCCUCUAAAUUUUACGGAUACGAUAACUUACAAAGACAGCAAAUUUUUACGACACAGCAAGAGGCCGAUCUGCUACAAUAUCCUGACUGUAAAUCGUCUAGCAGUAAUAUUGGCGAAGAACCAGAGCACUUAAAUCAGAACUCGUCUCCUACUCAAAUGUUUCCCUGGAUGAGACCUCAAGCAGCGCCUGGUAGACGCAGAGGGAGACAAACUUACAGCCGAUUCCAAACCCUGGAGCUGGAGAAGGAAUUCCUGUUCAAUCCGUAUCUGACGCGAAAGCGAAGGAUCGAAGUUUCUCAUGCUCUGGGACUGACUGAGAGGCAGGUGAAGAUUUGGUUUCAAAACAGGAGAAUGAAGUGGAAAAAAGAAAACAACAAGGACAAAUUCCCAACCUCUCGGAACGACGACGAGGGGGAAGAGGUCAAGAAAGAACAGGAAGAGCCUGAGCAGGACACAACAGAGAAGGAGACCAAGUAACUUUACCCCUUUGGCCUCAGAGAAGAACGCCAUUCAGAUUGUGCCAAUUCCACUGUUAUACGUGUUGAUCAGAUUGAGUCCUCCAGCACAUUGAUGGUUAGUUUGGUGUAAACAGUUCACCAGCUUUUGAAGUUCUUUUGAGCCUUAAUUCAACAUUAUUUCUAAUGAGGUCUGUGUGCAUCAUUUUAACCUUUUCGAUCACACCCUGGCAGAUAUAGUAUCAACUGUCCCAUAGAAUUUUGCAACUCCCUUUAAAAGUGGAAAGUUGCAAUAUCCCAGAAGAAAUAGCCAUUUUGAAUAAAGAUUUUAUUGCUUUUUAAUAGGAGGAAAUAUAAAAUGGAAUCGUGAUUAAUUUAGUUUGUUGAUUUUAUUUAGCAUUUGUGAUUACACCCAACAACAUGAACUGCCUAAUAGAAUGGAUUAUUUGGAAUGUAUUGCGAACACACUUAAUUAAUGAUAGAAACAAAACAGUGCACUUGCGAUGUGUCUUAAUUACUGUGCGUGUAAACUAAUUGGUGGUGUAUUGCGGCUGGAAAUUCUCAACAAUUACCUAUUCUCCGAAACGCAGUCAAUAAACAUAAGCAAAAAAAAUACAAGGUAUUCCGCAGCAAUAGUCACUUUUUAUGAUGGUCGAAUGUGAUUAAAUUAAUAAAUGUUGAUUAAAUUUAACUGUGUACUUGUUUCAUUUUACGACCAGUGUCCCAAAGAAAAUAAAAGUAACGUGUGCUUGAUAGAGAAUCGUUAUGGCUUGAUUGAGACAAUCAGCUGAGAUCGCUGCAAUUAUCAUUUAGCCAGCGGUCUGUGGCUCUUUCGGGUAGUUUCUGCAAGAUUAAAUCGAAUGUCCUUUAUUUUUGUUUACCUCUGCGGUCACAAGGUGUCCGUCUGCCAUACAGCACGGCAGUUCUGAUCAUUGGAUGAAAAAGACUGAAGAUGGUGUAUUUUAUAUGUAGUUAUAAAAGUUAAUGAUAGAGCUGAUG